Messenger RNA from Penicillium concentricum, 1731 nucleotides. RefSeq lists its product as uncharacterized. The coding region runs from base 1 to 1731 and encodes 576 amino acids. NCBI's taxonomy places the organism in Eukaryota, Fungi, Ascomycota, Eurotiomycetes, Eurotiales, Aspergillaceae. Gene Ontology annotation, biological process: endosome to lysosome transport; protein modification process; protein transport. The transcript is spliced from 4 exons. The record is from RefSeq and is a predicted model, not a curated record. Gene Ontology annotation, cellular component: ESCRT I complex. Gene Ontology annotation, molecular function: ubiquitin binding.
AUGGCGCUCCCCCAGAGGACAUUGAAUUGGCUGUGGAGUGUCUUGUCAAAGGAUCACUAUGAUCCACAACAGACCUACCGCGACCCAAAUCGGACCUACCACGAUGUUGUCAAUGCGCUCUCCCAGUACCCCUCGCUCUCCCCUCGAACAGAUGUCUAUACCUAUGAGACAGGUUUCUCGGCCCUCCUCCUUCACCUGGUGGGCACGUUGCCUGUCACCUUCCGAGGAACGACCUACCGAUUUCCCAUUGCGCUUUGGAUUCCAAAUACAUACCCACACGAACCUCCAAUUGCCUACGUGACCCCGACACAGGAAAUGACUGUCCGAGUUGGGCAACAUGUGACGCUGGAGGGACAGGUCUACCAUCAUUAUCUGGCACACUGGGCGGAAGCAUGGGAUAGAUCCACCAUCGCCGAUUUCCUUUCUAUUCUUCAGGAUGUAUUUGCCAAGGAACCCCCUGUUCGAUAUAGACAAGUACAGCCUCAGCCGGAAGCUGCCCAAACACCCCCGCCAUUACCUCCCCUUCCACCCGGUGUCGCAUCUUCGAGACAAGCUCAACCUCUAUCUCCGCCUGCAAGCCAGAACCAGAUUCCACCUCCACCUCCACCGAAGCCAGGUGCAGCUAGCGAGCAUCGGCAACAACGGUAUCCUGCUGAUCCAUAUCGAUCUCCCCCACCGCUACCUCCACUCCCACCAAAAGAGCAAGGCUCUCGUCAAGCAUCUUUAUCCACACAAUUGGCCAGUCCUGGAACCCACCCAUACCAGAAUUAUGCGCCACCAAGCCAAACUGGAGGACCGAUAGGUAGUCCUCGUCCCUUGUCACAGCCACCCCAUCAGCCAGCGGGGCAGCCGAUGCCGCCCCAGUCGACGCAGGGUCAAGCACCGUAUUAUAGAAACAGCGGAGCGCCGAUGCAUCAUGGCCCUGGGUCUAGUAUAUCAACCCAGCUCCCUCAAGCCAACCCAGCGGGGGCGCACUUGCCUCUGCAGCCGCAACUCCCCCAUCAACCACACCAGCAAUCGUCUGGUCCUCCGUAUCCUCAGCAUUCUCCAUACCCAUCCAAUUAUCCCCACCCACCCCCAGCAGCACCAACGAAGGCCGACACACCCGACCUUCUAACCUCGCCAUUUGACGUCGAGCUACCCUCAAUCGCACCCACAGGACCAGCGCCUCCCAUCCCACCAAACCCAGAGAAAGAUGCACUUCUUCAUGCCGUGUCCCGGACCCUGGUGGAAACCCUCCGCGCUAACGCUGCACAGUCCGACACGGCAGCGCAGUCCCUCGUCUCACAAUCACGGUCCCUGCACGCCGCGAUGGCCACGCUGCAGGGGGAGGUCUCGGCGCUUAAUGCUCUCCACACGACCCUGCAGUCCAACACUACUGUCCUACAGCAAUCCAUCCAUCGCGCCGAUGCCACUAUCGCAGACGCACAGUCCCGCUCUACAUCUAUCCCCACUUCUAGCGUUCAUGGAGACACUCCUUCCGGCCUACCCCCCAUCGAUGAUGUCCUGGUUGCCCCCACCGUGGUAGGGAAACAACUAUAUGAUUUGGUCGCCGAGGAGCAAGGCAUACAGCAAGCUCUUUAUGCGUUGCAGGCUGCGCUGGUCCGCGGUGUUAUUGGUGUCGAUUCCUGGUCGCGGCAUACACGAAGUCUCGCACGGGAAGCUCUGCUCAAGCGGGCACUGAUUCGUAAGAUCGGACGUGGAAUGGGGUUAGAUGAGAACGUGACCUGA